Molecule: messenger RNA, 2083 nt
Organism: Aplosporella prunicola CBS 121167
Lineage: Eukaryota; Fungi; Ascomycota; Dothideomycetes; Botryosphaeriales; Aplosporellaceae
Exons: 3
Coding region: 62-2041 (659 amino acids)
Biological process (GO): acetyl-CoA biosynthetic process; fatty acid biosynthetic process; tricarboxylic acid cycle
Cellular component (GO): cytosol
Molecular function (GO): ATP citrate synthase activity
Source: RefSeq, a predicted model, not a curated record
CCAGAUUUCUUCUUUCUCCCCCCCAUUGUAGACCCUUUUUCGCCUCCAUUUACCUGCAAUCAUGCCUGCCACCGUCGACGGCACGCCCAACGGCGAGACCCUCUCCGCAAAUGACAACAUUCGCCGUUUCCAGGCUCCCAGCAGGCCGCUGAGCCCGCCUGCCCAGCACAUGCUCUUCCACAACAAGACGCGAUGCUUCGUCUACGGCCUGCAACCCAAGGCCGUCCAGGGCAUGCUCGACUUCGACUUCAUCUGCAAGCGCAAGCAGCCCUCGGUCGCGGGUAUCAUCUACACUUUCGGUGGCCAGUUCGUCAGCAAGAUGUACUGGGGCACCAGCGAGACUCUGCUCCCCGUCUACCAGUCGGUGGAGAAGGCCAUGGCCAAGCACAGCGACGUCGACACCGUCGUCAACUUCGCCUCGUCGCGUAGUGUCUACCAGUCCACCAUGGAGCUCAUGGAGUUCCCUCAGAUCAGGUCCAUUGCCAUCAUCGCUGAGGGUGUCCCCGAGCGCCGUGCCCGUGAGAUUCUGCACGUCGCCAAGAAGAAGGGCAUCACGAUCAUCGGCCCUGCCACGGUCGGUGGCAUCAAGCCCGGCGCGUUCAAGAUCGGUAACACCGGUGGUAUGAUGGACAACAUUGUCGCCUCCAAGCUGUACCGCCCCGGCUCGGUUGCCUACGUCUCCAAGUCCGGUGGUAUGUCCAACGAGCUCAACAACAUCAUUGCCCAGAACACCAACGGUGUCUACGAGGGUGUUGCCAUCGGUGGUGACAGGUACCCCGGUACUACUUUCAUUGACCACAUGCUGAGGUACCAGGCCGACCCGGAGUGCAAGAUCCUUGUGCUGCUUGGUGAGGUCGGUGGUGUCGAGGAGUACCGUGUCAUCGAGGCAGUCAAGAGCGGCGAGAUCACCAAGCCCAUUGUUGCCUGGGCCAUCGGUACCGUUGCCGGCAUGCUCACAACUGAGGUUCAGUUCGGUCACGCCGGUUCGUUCGCCAACUCUCAGCUCGAGACGGCCGCGAACAAGAACAAGGCCAUGAAGGAGGCCGGCUUCCACGUCCCGGAGACCUUCGAGGACCUGCCUGCCGUCCUCGCCGAGGUCUACCAGAAGCUUGUCCAGGACGGCACCAUCACCGUCAAGCCCGAGCCCAUGGUUCCUAAGAUCCCCAUGGACUACAACUGGGCGCAGGAGCUUGGCCUCAUCCGUAAGCCCGCUGCUUUCAUCUCCACCAUUUCCGAUGACCGUGGCCAGGAGCUUCUGUACGCCGGUAUGCCCAUUUCCGAUGUCUUCAAGGACAACAUCGGUAUCGGCGGUGUCAUGUCCCUCCUGUGGUUCCGUCGCCGCCUGCCCGACUACGCCAGCAGGUUCUUGGAGAUGGUUCUCAUGCUCACUGCCGACCACGGCCCCGCCGUGUCCGGUGCCAUGAACACCAUCAUCACCACCCGUGCCGGCAAGGACCUGAUCUCCGCGCUCGUGUCCGGUCUGCUCACCAUCGGUUCGCGUUUCGGUGGUGCCCUGGACGGCGCUGCCGAGGAGUUCACCAAGGCCUACGACAAGGGCCUCAGCCCCCGUGACUUUGUUGACACGAUGAGGAAGGAGAACAAGCUCAUCCCCGGUAUUGGCCACAGGGUCAAGUCGAGGAACAACCCCGAUCUGCGUGUCGAGCUCGUCAAGGAGUUCGUCCAGAAGAACUUUGCCAACCACAAGCUCCUCGACUACGCCCUGGCAGUCGAGAGCGUCACCACGUCGAAGAAGGACAACCUGAUCCUGAACGUCGACGGCUGCGUUGCCGUCUGCUUCGUCGACCUGCUCCGCAACUGCGGUGCCUUCACGGCCGAGGAGGCCGAGGACUACCUGAAGAUGGGUGUCCUGAACGGUCUCUUCGUCCUUGGCCGUUCCAUCGGUCUGAUUGCCCACUUCCUCGACCAGAAGCGUCUGAGGACCGGUCUUUACCGCCACCCCUGGGACGACAUUACCUACCUCCUCCCCAACAUGGCCAAGGGCGCGCCGGGCUCCGAGGGUCGCGUCGAGGUGCAGGUUUAAGUACGAAAAAGGAGCAGCAGCAUUGCGGGCAUGGUUCAAUUG